Molecule: messenger RNA, 1610 nt
Organism: Rhagoletis zephyria (snowberry fruit fly)
Lineage: Eukaryota; Metazoa; Arthropoda; Insecta; Diptera; Tephritidae
Gene: Alp10
Product: Alkaline phosphatase 10
Biological process (GO): dephosphorylation
Molecular function (GO): alkaline phosphatase activity
Source: RefSeq, a predicted model, not a curated record
AUGGGAAGUGCAGCGCUAAACUUCCUCUGCCCUACAGAUCAUCCCAGAACGAAUGGACCAUGCCUCAAAAGCCUUCAUGAAGACUCCUCAGAGCAAUCGACGGAGUACUGGGUGAAUAAAGCCCAAAAUAUACUUGCCGAGAAGCUGAAGCAAACUUCGCACCUGAAUACGAAUCGCGCCAAGAAUAUUAUACUCUUUCUCGGCGAUGGCAUGUCUGUGCAGACAACUACCGCCACGCGCGCCUUUCUUGGCGACAGCUCCGAACAGGUCUAUUUCGAUCGAUUCCCUUACACUGGACUCUCGAAGACUUACGCUGUCGAUAAGCGCGUACCGGACUCCGCCUCGACGGCGACCGCCUACCUGAGUGGCGUGAAGGGAAACUAUGGUACGAUUGGUGUUAAUGCACAAGUGCCGAAGUAUGAUUGCGAUUUAGCAGCCGAUCCGAGCACACACACGGAAAGCAUGGCCAAGUGGGCACAAGAUGCUGGUAAGUGGACGGGUCUGGUGACAACUGCGCGUGUUACACACGCUUCACCAGCGGGAGUUUAUGCGCACACCGCACAACGUGGCUGGGAAUACGAUGCUGCGAUAGAGAAAGACGGUUGUAGCGCAACAAAGAAUGUGGACAUUGCACGCCAGCUAGUUGAAUGGCCAGUGGGUAAAGGUUUGCGCGUGAUUAUGGGUGGCGGACGGCGUAAUUUCAUCGAUGAGAGUUAUUCCGAUGAAGAGGAGGCGGAAGGUAGACGUACCGAUGGACGUAACUUAAUCGAAGAGUGGUUGGAGGAUAAGCGGGAGCAGUGCGUCCGCGCAAAAUAUGUGUGGAACAAGGAGGGUUUGAAUAAUGUGGAUUUUAACGACACAGAAUAUUUGUUGGGUCUCUUUGCCUCGUCGCAUUGUCCCUACCAUGGCGACUUGGAACGCAAGAACUUGACAGACAGCGUGCCAUCUUUGAGUGAAAUGACACAAGCGGCCAUCGAACUGUUGAGUCAAAGUGAAGAGGGCUAUUUCUUAUUUGUAGAGGGCGCUAGGAUCGACAUGGCGCACCAUGUAACACGCGCUCAUCUCUCGUUAGAGGAAACUGCAGAAUUCGCGCGUGCCGUGGAAUUGGCGCGCAAUCUGACAAGUGAGGAAGACACAUUGAUCGUAGUGACCGCAGAUCAUUCACACACAAUGACAAUCAAUGGAUAUCCGACACGCGGCUCCGACAUUUUCGGUCUGGCUCCCGCCAACGCAGAUGAUGACUUACCCUACACCAUACUUUCCUAUGCUAAUGGUCCCGGUUUCUCAAAGACAUACUCUUCCAAGAAUGGCCGAAAAGAUUUGAGCGAUGCUGAUUUAGACGAUCCUAGUUACAAAUAUAUGGCAACUGUGCCCUUGGAAUCCGAGACUCAUGGCGGUGACGAUGUGGCAGUAUAUGCUUCAGGUCCCUACGAGCACUACUUCUCUGGCAACUAUGAACAGUCGAAUAUACCAGCGCUGAUGGCAUAUGCAGCCAAUAUUGGUCCUUUCCAGCAGUCCACUCUGAUCACGAAAGUUAAUUUAACGGAAAAAUAUGCGAGAAGUAUACCAAAGCGCUUAGUAAAGCUGUGAUUUCAACACAGAUGUUUCGU